AUGCUGCUCCUACUGACGGUCGCCUUGUGUGCCGCCGCCGGCGUCGCCUCAGCCCCCGAAGGCCUCCUCGUUGGCUCGACCGCCGCCGUGACGACGGUGAAGUUGGUCCACCUCCUCUGCUUCGCCACCUCCUGGGGCGCCACUGUCUGGGCCAUCUUCAUUGGCGGCGUCAUCAUGUUUUUGAACCUGCCAAGGCACAUGAUGGGCAGCCUGCGGGGGAAGGUGUUCCCAGCGUGCUUAGCGCUGACGGCGGCAUGCACGGCCGUCUCCUCGGCGACGUUCGCGUGGCUCCACCGCCCGUGGCAGGCAAUGCCUGCCGUCGAGCGCCGGCAGCUCGGAGUUCUCGUUGCCGCUGCGGGGCUCGACCUCGCCAACCUGCUCCUCUUCGCUCCCAAGGUCCUCAAGGUGAUUCGGGAGAGACACAAGCUGGAGAGGGGCCUCGGUGUCGGCGACCUAGGCUCCUUUGACGGCAUGCGGAGCAACGCGCGGGCGGCGGGUUGCUGCGCCGCCCUUGCCGCGGCCAACGGCAGGUUCCGGAUAGCCCACGCCCUCUCAGCGCUGGCCACCCUCACGUCGGCCGCUGGGCUCGCCGCGCAUUCAUGCUACCUCGCUGGCAAACUUGCACCGUGA
Molecule: messenger RNA, 630 nt
Organism: Phragmites australis (common reed)
Lineage: Eukaryota; Viridiplantae; Streptophyta; Magnoliopsida; Poales; Poaceae
Exons: 3
Coding region: 1-630 (209 amino acids)
Source: RefSeq, a predicted model, not a curated record